UUUUUUUCUGUAUACGACAGCAAAGCGGCAAGCAUAGGAAACAAAGUAAAACCAUCGCAAAGAUUUAUUACAAUAAAAACUGCUAGACAUGUCAGAUUAUCGGUCUCAAUCACGGGGCGGUGGACGUGGAGGUCAAGAUUAUUCCAACGACGACGAUCCACCUAUGUCGCGACUUUUUAUAAUUUGCAACAAGGCGCACACAGAAGAUGAUUUUCGUGAGGCUUUUUCGCCGUAUGGAGAAAUAGAAGACAUCUGGGUUGUUAAAGACAAGCACACACAGGAGAACAAAGGCAUUGCGUAUGUAAAGUUCUCCAAGACGUCUGAUGCGGCUAAGGCUCAGGAAGAGAUGAAUGGUACGACUAUAGGUAAAACAGAUAGAACUCUAAAGGUUUUAGUUGCUGCCAACCGCAAUCAAGGAUCAAAUAAAUCGGAAAACGAACAGGAAAAAUACGUGAGACUUUUCAUAGUAAUCCCAAAGACUGCCACAGAAGAUGAUAUUCGCGAUGAAUUUGCUCAAUGGGGGGAGGUUGAAUCGGUGACAAUUGUGCGGGAAAAAAACAACGGCAAUCCUAAGGGCUUUGGCUACGUUCGCUUCACAAAGUUUUAUUACGCAGCAGUAGCUUUUGAAAAUUGUUCUGCCAAAUACAAAGCUGUGUUCGCCGAGCCGAAGGGAUCGACUCGAACGCAACGAGAUCAGUACGGUCGCCCAUCCGAAGAUAAUCCAAUUUAUGGUGGCCAUGGUCGCAAUAGCUCCAGUUAUAACAACGGGGGUGGUGGAGUAGCCGGGGGCGGCGGUGGAUAUAACAACGAUUGGAAUGUUUCGGUCAACAAUGAUAUGUCUGCAUUUCUACGGAUGCAAAAUGUUCCAGUGCCGCAGCCGUCGUGCCUGGAGGUUACAGUCAGUAAUUGUGUAAAUCAGGAUCAACUUUGGCGGCUAUUUGAUAUCAUUCCUGGAUUGGAUUAUUGUCAAAUAAUGAGAGAACAUGGUCCUCGUACAAAUGAAGCUCUUGUAGUCUACGAUAAUCCUGAAGCAGCUAUUUAUGCCAAGGACAAACUUCAUGGUCUCGAAUAUCCAAUGGGCGAGCGUAUUAUUGUGAAAGUCAACGGAAUGAGUUCGGCGCGCAUGGAUACCUCUUUUAUUGACAAACGGACUAAAAAGGAUGCCAUUUGUAAUGUGCCCUUACCACCUGCGCAACCCCUAGCAUCACCAGAUGCCCAAGUUGCCCAGAGGCUUUUUAUUGUGCUCUCAGCGAAUUUACCGCACUCUAUCUUAAAAAAUAUAUUUUCCUGCUGGAAGGGGUUAAUUGAUGUCUACUUGCUGCCCAACAAAAAUUGCGGCUAUGUCAAGUAUUCGGAGGCAGAGAGUGCUCAGAGAGCCAUUCAUGUUUUAAACGGCGCUGAGAUAUGUGGCACCAAAAUAAAGGUCAUGGAGGCUGAAGAACGUAGCGGCUCGGAUGGCGAUGAUGGUGGACGGAAGCGUCUAAGACGUAACUAAUUACUCACUGACUUAAACGUAAAAUGUACGAGUACUUUACUUACUUGAGAAAAAAAACACAGUUCAAUUAAACAGUUCAACUGACCCAACAAGAACGGAAUGCAACCAGAAUUAAGAACCACUGAAACUACAACAUAGCAUAGAGGUGAAAAAACCCGACUCGGAGAACGCUGAACGGAGAACAAAUAACCAAUUCCACUCGUACAAUUGACUUGUUCAAGAGAAUGACCAGACCAUAAACGGAGUCAACGACACCGCAAACCGCAUUGCUACUAACAGGGACUAUCAAAUAUCAGUAUCCGUCAUACCGUUACAACAAGCAGCACAACGCAGAAAUAUUUACAUAAACGAACUCUGUGUACAAUUUACUAACGUAUUCCGACAAAGAAAAAGAAGAAUUGAAAUAAAAUGAAAAUUAUGCUUACGGCUUACAAUUAGAAUUAUACCAACACACAUAUACUACUUACAUAUACUAACAUACAUGGAUACGUAUAACAAAAUUUAAUGGAAUAUUUAAUCGUGUAAAUCCAUUUAAAUACCUUAAUACAUCAAAAUAUACAAGAAUAAAAAAAAAAUGCAUCUUAUGGUUGCAGUUUGAGGUGAUAUUCUUA
Molecule: messenger RNA, 2106 nt
Organism: Drosophila willistoni
Lineage: Eukaryota; Metazoa; Arthropoda; Insecta; Diptera; Drosophilidae
Product: RNA-binding protein 45
Exons: 9
Coding region: 89-1495 (468 amino acids)
Molecular function (GO): RNA binding
Source: RefSeq, a predicted model, not a curated record